CGACUCAUGUGCGAGAGAGAGAAGAUAAGGCAGUACAGUAAAAGGAGAAGAGAAAACUUUUUUUUACAUGUCCCCUUCAUCAAUCAAGAGGCCCCAUUUCUCGCCUCUUGUCAUGGAACACAAACCCUCAAACCCAAACAUGGCGCUAGCCAUCAUCGACGACGACGCCAAGAAGAAGCAGCUCGCUCCCAAGCGGACCUCCAACAAGGACCGCCACAAGAAGGUCGAGGGCCGCGGCCGCCGCAUCAGGAUUCCUGCUCUCUGCGCUGCCAGAAUCUUCCAGCUCACUCGGGAGCUGGGGCACAAGACGGACGGAGAGACGAUCCAGUGGCUGCUGCAGCAGGCCGAGCCGUCGAUCGUGGCUGCCACAGGCACCGGAACCAUUCCGGCGUCUGCCCUGGCGGGUGCAGGCUCCUCUGUUUCGGAACAGGGGAGCUCUGUUCCGACUGGUUUGUAUUCGCGGCUGGUGGAGAGUGGGAUGGGGAUUAGGGCCAGCUCGAUUUCGAUGAUGAAUGAAGGGAUUUGGCCUUCCUUCAAUGGAUUUGGAUCAGCAAUAUUCCAGAAUUCAAAUAUUCAAAGCGCGAAUCGAGGUGUGAAGCUAGGGUUUGAGUUCCCGGUGCCCGGGCUGGAGCUGGGGCUGUCGCAAGAGGGGCAGAUGGGGCUCAAUCUGCAGGCUUUCAGCCAUUUUUAUCAGCAUAUUGGGGAUUGCAGCGGCGGAGAUCAGAAUCAAGGGAAGGAGAAUUCGCAGGGAUCGGGCCACUAGUUUGAUUUCGUUUGAUUAGAUUGAUUGAGGACGAUGAUUGAUUGUCGAUUGUUUAUGAUGAUCAUCCAUGGUCUUGCUACUUGUGUUUUCUGCUCAGCUCAAUUCAAUGCCCACGCAAACAGUGUGGAGUAGAAGAGUAUGUGUGGAAUGAAGAUUGGUUGUGAUUUUAGUUUGUGGUAUCCAAUUUUGAGGUGUGUUGUCACAUAAUUAAUGUUGGUUUGUAUUAAUUAGUAGAAUGAUGAUGAGUUGUCGUUGGCUUGCUUGUUUGUUACAAGUUGGGAAAGUUUCUUGAAAUACAAGAUAUGAGCUGCAUCUCAUUAACACAUAGUAUGCCCAGUGUUUGGGAAUUGGGAUUGCACUUUUACUUUUCUUAUAUAUACUACUCCUAGUAAUUACUCCAAAUCAAGAUUUGUACAAUCAAAAUUUAUUACAACUACCUAGUAUUUGCUCA
This is a messenger RNA of Salvia hispanica, 1214 nucleotides long. NCBI's taxonomy places the organism in Eukaryota, Viridiplantae, Streptophyta, Magnoliopsida, Lamiales, Lamiaceae. The record is from RefSeq and is a predicted model, not a curated record.